This is a messenger RNA of Stomoxys calcitrans (stable fly), 964 nucleotides long. Its product is annotated as alpha-tocopherol transfer protein. Lineage: Eukaryota; Metazoa; Arthropoda; Insecta; Diptera; Muscidae. Bases 1 to 933 code for a protein of 310 amino acids. The transcript is spliced from 3 exons. The record is from RefSeq and is a predicted model, not a curated record. Gene Ontology annotation, molecular function: phosphatidylinositol bisphosphate binding. Gene Ontology annotation, cellular component: membrane.
AUGGCAACGCUCGAAGUUCGUCCCUUAAAUGCAGCCCUAAAGAAAGUGGCCAAGGAGGAGUUAAAUGAGGUGGAGAGUCGCAUAGCCGAUGAUAUUGCAGCUUUACGUGUUUGGCUUGAUAAACAGCCACAUUUGAAAUCUCGCCUUGAUGAUCAAUUUUUGGUUUCAUUUUUGCGUGGAUGCAAGUACAGCAUAGAAAAAGCUAAAUCGAAAAUUGACUAUUUCUAUACAAUCAAGACUAUGAUGCCCGAAUUGUUUGGCGAUAAAAUAAUGUCGGAGAAAGAAAUUAAAUUAUGUCGAACUGGCACCUAUGUUCGCCUUCCCAAGCCCUUGGGCGAAGGUGGUCCUUCGGUUCAACUAACAAAUUAUUCUAAAUUUGAUCCCAAAGUCUUUACCAUGCUUGAGCUAUUCCGUUUCCAGUGUCUGCUAAUGGAUUGGCAAAUCUACAAUGAUGAUAACUGUGUCAUUAGUGGUUACAUUGAAAUUAUUGAUCUCUCCAAAAUGAGUCUUUCUUUUCUUACACAAUUCGAACCGACUCUCAUUAAGAAAAUGGGUGUGUUUGCCGAAAAGGCAGCUCCCAUGCGUUUAAAGGGUAUACAUUUUGUCAAUUGUCCUAAAGAGGCUCAAGCGGUGCUUAGUUUCUCAAGAAGUUUGAUGAGUGAAAAGUUGCAAAAACGAUUCUAUGUUCACAAAACUCUGGAUGAUCUAUACAAGUUUAUACCCAAAGAAUAUUUGCCUGUUGAGUAUGGUGGCACGAAUGGCACAAUGCCGGAAUUAAUUGAAGAAACUGAAAAACAUUUAGUUAGCUUCAAUGAAUAUUUUAUCGAAGAUGAUCAAUUUGGAGUGGAUGAGAAUAUGAGACCAGGCAAAAAAGUGGAUAUGGAUUCAUUGUUUGGCAUUGAGGGCUCAUUCCGUAAAUUAGAUAUCGAUUAAAUUGUAAAAGUACUAAAAAUAUCAUGUUAUA